Messenger RNA from Mesocricetus auratus (golden hamster), 467 nucleotides. It is a transcript of the gene Defb1, whose product is annotated as defensin beta 1. Gene Ontology annotation, cellular component: extracellular region. The record is from RefSeq and is a predicted model, not a curated record. The transcript is spliced from 2 exons. Gene Ontology annotation, biological process: defense response to Gram-positive bacterium; innate immune response in mucosa; defense response to Gram-negative bacterium. Bases 180 to 386 code for a protein of 68 amino acids. Gene Ontology annotation, molecular function: CCR6 chemokine receptor binding. NCBI's taxonomy places the organism in Eukaryota, Metazoa, Chordata, Mammalia, Rodentia, Cricetidae.
UGUCGUUAGAACUUCACUGUGGUUUGCAACGCCUCCCUUUAGCUCAUUUAUGAGGUUAUGCAACCAGUGUUCCUAUAAAAAAAAAAAACAAGCUCAUUCAGGCUUCCGGAAGCAUCUGUCAGCUCAGCUACCUGGGAUCUUUCGUCCUCUCUGCACUCUGGACACUGGCUGCCACCGCCAUGAAAACUCAUUACUUUCUCCUGGUGAUAUUUUUUCUCUUCUCCCAGAUGGGGCCAGGUGCGGGUGUUCUCACAAGUCUUGGACGCAGAACGGACCAAUACCGAUGCCUCCAGCAUGGGGGCUUCUGUCUCCGCUCCAGUUGCCCUUCCCAUACCAGGCUACAGGGCACCUGUAAACCAGAUAAGCCCAACUGCUGUAGGAGUUGACAAUGAUUUGAAGAAUGAGCACAAAGACAAGUGGGGGAUAUACAAUUAGUGUUUUAAUAAAGGAGAUACUUUUGAAGCCUA